AUGAAGGGAUCAGUUGACAAAAGACUAAGUCCCUAUGAAAGCAGGACACCUGUUGUACUUGCUACAAUAUUGGACCCCAGAUUUAAGAAGAAGGGGUUCAAAACAAGUGACGACGAGAAGCGAGCUGGUCAGUGGCUGGAAAAGGCCUAUGCUAGCCAUUUAACUAAAGAACGCUUGGCUGUAGAAGAAACGCAACCAACACCAUCCACGUCUUCAGGAACAUCUAAUGACCUGUUGGGAUUUCUAGACGUUCCGGACGUAUCGACCCCGUUGAGUAACUCAUUGGUAGAUGUCAGGCAAUAUCUCGAGAAGCCAGUAAUUGACAGAAAAGAGUGUCCUAUAACAUACUGGAAAUACACCAACAAUAAAUUGAAGGAAUUAGCGAUGCUCUAUCUCUGUAUUCCAGCAUCUUCUGUGCCUUCAGAACGAAUAUUUUCGAAGGCCGGACAAAUUUUAACCGAACGCAGAAAUAGGUUAAAAGAAAAAAGAUUAAAUGAAUUGUUGUUUAUAAAACAAAAUAGCUGUUAUUUUAAUGAUUGA
Messenger RNA from Parnassius apollo (apollo), 540 nucleotides. Lineage: Eukaryota; Metazoa; Arthropoda; Insecta; Lepidoptera; Papilionidae. The record is from the annotation of a GenBank genome assembly.